Messenger RNA from Vicugna pacos (alpaca), 6103 nucleotides. The record is from RefSeq and is a predicted model, not a curated record. Lineage: Eukaryota; Metazoa; Chordata; Mammalia; Artiodactyla; Camelidae.
AAAGAGAAAUUCGCUCCGCGCCGCCGCCAAAGCCUCGGCUCUGGAUGGUUUCGGGGAAGUGCUAGAAACUUGGCCAUAAAGAGAAUGGCGUCCAUUUACAUAAUGCUUUGUCUGCAUUUUGCAAGUCUCUCGUUAAACCCGCAGAAACCCCACCUCCUGAGCUGGUGUCGUUUUAGUCGCUGCCGCCUUGUCAGACAUUUAAGACAAUGGCGUGCAUCUUGGGGGACCGCAUUUACCCAUGCUCUGAGGAAUUCUUGCGGUUUUCCCCGAGCGGGCUAGGCUCCCGCUACUGCCUUUCGGCCCUUUGCCCACUUGGUGCAGCCGCCGCGCCCGCGCUCUCCGGGGGCGGCCCCCAACCGGGCCCCGCCAUCUUGGAAGGCCUUUCCUGCCGGGUGUCGAGCCGCGAGUUCUCUCCCUAAAGAUAGGUCGCCGGGGCCAUCGGUGUGCCAGUUGUGAUUUCUGCCCCUUCCCCUUUCCUUCGGCUAAGCCAGGCAGAAAAGACCUUGUGCGCGGCGUGCUUCAGGAUCCCUCAGGGAAAGCGGCCAACGUGGCGGCCCCUCCAUUCCUCCUUCCCCCCUUUUCUCCCUCCGGGGGUGGCCGCCAUGUUUCCUGAACACAAAAUGGCGGCACGUGGCCCGGAUUCCUCGCCAACGAGAAAUUGGGGUCGACCCGAAAGCUCUAGAACGCGUGCCCGCGACCCCACCCCGGCACCCCGUGGUGGUGGCCCGGGGCCUUCUCGCGCUGCCAGUGCUCUGACCAGACAGAUAAAACCCCUCAGGGUAGUCCAAACCUCGGCAGGCGAAUAUUAAUACAUUUAUUUCACUAAUCGGAAAUGGGAAUGCGAGUAACUAAAAUAUAGGCAUCAUACCGAAUCUGUCUCUUAUUUCAAGUUUAAUAAUGGAUGAUCAGGAGGUCAGUACCAAUGCAUAAUCUGGGUCCCCAGAACCAAAACAUUUAGGAAUUGAUUCUGCGAGAAAUGAGAUGGGAAAUGAAAGCUUUUUAGACUUCUAGCAUAGGCUAUUGUGCUGGAGAGAUAAAGAAAUGGUAUUAUAAAGCUUCUUUAAAAAAGAAUUUACAUGAUACCUGUGAGCUUUUCACUGGCCAGCUGGCCCGUGAACCUAAGUUUACCGUAAUUGUUAACUUGUAGGCUAGAAGGGGCAGACGUUUACAUUUACCACCGCCAGAUCCUGUGCUAGCCAUUUUACCGCAUAAUGUCUUUAAUUUUUUACAGUGAUCCUCUGAGGUACUUGUUCUCUCUCUCUUUUUUUAACAGACGAAAUCACUUAGGCCCAGAGAGGUGAAGUGACUAAUUGAAGGUCACACAGUAUCGAGGAUGGAAUCCAGACCUGAUAUACUUAAUUGACCUGCACUAUCUUGUGGAUAUGUGAGUGAAUUCUACACCACCCAUUUUACAGAUGAAGCCACUGAAAUACAGAGCAAUAGUCACCACCCCGCCCCUGGAGCCUCACACAUGACUCUUCUCCCACUUGAGCGUCUGACUGCAGGUGGUCUUGUCACCGUAACAUGGUAGUUGAGAGUGUGACUCUGGAGCUAGCCUGAUGGGGCCUGAAUUCUGACUCAGCCACUUAUUGUGUGACCUUGGCUUCCUGAGCACAUGCUGUCAGAAAAUCCUGCCUGGACCAGCCCCUCCCUCACCUUGGACUUUACCUUCAUUUCCUCUUUCUGCAUCUGCUGAAGCUGCCAGCCAGCCCCUUUCACCCCCUGGUGGUGUCCAGACACUCCUGAGAGCCCAGCCUGGGCUCCCUGAGGGCUUGCCAAGAAAGUCAAGUAGAAUGUGCACACUCCUAGAGUCCCUCAUGAUGAGAACUCCCAUGGUGAAUUGUGAUUGAUUUAUAGUCAGCAUAGCAUGUUGUGCCAGUUGAAACAGGAAGUGGUGAAUGGGGUGAUGCCAUCAUGGCCAAUGGUAUCAUCAGCUUCUGGAUCCAAGUAAAGAGGACUUCUCUGAGGCUUCUUUCUCCAGAUGAGGAAGCUGAGACAUGGAGCUGUAAAGUACCUAACUCAGGGUUCCCGUGGUGGCAGUCUAAGCUUGGCCUCUCACAGGGCUCAUGGAUGCAAGCCACCUUCUGAGACUGAGAGGAACUGAGGAGCUGAGGCGGUUUGGCAGAAGUGGACCAUGAGGGACUGAGAAGGAACCUGAGAGGAUGAGGCUGUCUCAGAAAGACCGUUUAAAAAAAAAAAGAGUUUGGAAGCCACUGAUGUACCAGAUGAAGGCAGCCCUGCCAGGCCUGACAUUCACAGCCAUUGAGGACAGCGAGUGCUGAGGAAGAGUAGGCAGUGCGUCCUGGGAAAAGGUGAAGAGUCCUGGAGUACAGUAGCCGGUCUGUCCUGCAGGUUGUCAUAGCGCUCACUGAAGUGAUGGAUGUGAAAUGACUUUUGCCAAAAUGAACGCCAGACCUAAUCAAGUGAGUACCACGACCCAAGUCCCAGGGACCUCCCGUUUCUAGCCCAGAGCAAUGGGGAGAUUGACUUCAGUGUCCACCAUGACGGUUUGAAGAGCCACAGUUGGCAUCUAGCAGUUCUGUUUUGCCAGCUGACAAGCCACCUUGCCUCUUACUGCCCUGGGUCACAUGCCAGCCUCCUCACUCAUUCCCACUUCCAGGGGACCAGGUGUUCCGGGGAACGAAUACCAGGGAGCCAUGAAGACACUAGGUCAGUUCUCUGGACCAUGGGACAGUGCCCAUCCCAGGGGCUGGGAGUCUGUCCGCAAAAGUCCACUUGCACAGGGGGCUUCCUGGUCUUGUGGGGGUGGGGCCGUUUCUCUGGGUGCAGGGUUUGCAUUGUGCAAUCUUCUCGGAGACCCACCUGCCCUUGACACCUUUCUCAUGACUCCACUUCCCCCUCCUCUGGGCUUCUGCAGUGGCAUGAUGGCCCCACCUCAGCCAGGCAGCUGUGAUGGGAGGCGCUGACCCAGCUGCCUCUCUGCUGGCUCACUGUGUCAGGUGGAAGGGGCUGAGACAGCCACAGGGCUCAAGGUCCUUUGGCAUGGUGGGGACCCAGGGACUGCCCAGAGGCAGGACUGGAGUCGGGGUCCUUGGGGACUCAGCCAGGCGCUGCUGAUGAGUGGUACAGGGAGCUGGUGAGAAACAGGCGCUGGGCCAAGAAAAACAGCCCAGAGCCACAGGUGUGCUGCUGGUUCUCGGUCCUCUCCUGUCUUCAUCUCCCCUGUUUGGUGACAGCACUCAGCCAGGCCUGGAGCCCAGCAGAGAGCACCUGCUGGCCCCGGAGUAAGUUUCUCCCCAUAGACCCUGAAGGCAGUCAUGCACGCUGGCUCACCGCAGGUGGCACACUUGUCAGUGAACUAGCACAGUACACUCCACACUCGCUCAAAUGGGAGCGGGCACACGAGCGGAGGGGGGCAGAGCAGGAGGCUCUGUGGACAGGUGACAUUUAAGCAGGGCCAUAAAAGUGGGUACCCCCAACAGUCCCAGUUUCCUUGCACAGGCCCCAGCCAGGCGCCGGCCCUAGGCCUCCCAGAUCUGCCUCUGGGCAUCUGUCGGGUGGCUCAGGGUGGCCCGGCACAGCCCCACCUCCACCCCAGCAAGAGGUCCUGCAGCCACCCUUCUCCAUCUGAGGCCUUCCAGACUCUCACCACUGGCUUUGCUAAUAACAUGGUGGACGUUUACGCCUCUUGGAACGAAGGAGUGGAAUUCCCUGGCUGCUCUUUCCAUAAAUGACCCACUAAGAGGGUAGGAGUAGGAGGGCUGCAGCGCCUAGAGACAGGGCUCUUGGAAGUUUCCUGGAAAGUGAGCCAGGAGGAGUCGAGCAUGGGGCCCGCCCAGAGCUGGAUCCCAAUUCCGGACCCCGGCACCCACUCCCAGAAGUUCAGGAUUGGCACCAGCCCACUUCAGAGCCUUAAUGAGGACGCACAGGCCAGGGCCUAGCCCACAAAUGCUGACUCUGAAUCACGUGUGAUCAACAAGGGGAAAUGACUUUAGCAAUUGUGUUCAUGAAAAAUGCUUGUGUGUGUGUCCCCUUCUUUAAAAACCUAUUUCUGGGCAUUCUUGAUUCUGGGACCCUGUUCCAUCUCUCUCUGAAGGAGAAUCAUAUGGUGUUCAACACUUGGUUCAGAAAAUACUGGAAAUACCCACCCGUGCAUCACGCCAAGCAAGAGUGCAGGAAAUGUAAGCUGCUUUCCUUUAACCCCCUCGAAGGGGUCACUUGAGGUUGAGGGCAAAGGGGCUUCCCCAGUCUAGAAGCUGAUGGGCCUCGGGCUCCUGCCUCCCCCUUCCUCCUCCAGCUGAUGACAAACACCAGGAUGUCUCAACGUCCUCCGUGUCCUCAUCUGUUAUUCUGGGACACAGCCUGGGGAAGGUACCUGAGUAAGGCCCCCCUGAGCGAGGCUGGCUCUUCUUGCCACGUGGGCUGGCCGGUACCGGCCCCGUGGAUGGAGGCAGAAGGGUGAGGCCCUGAUCCUGCUCGUUGGACAGGAUGCUGGCAGGAGGGUGGGAGGAGCAGGGGUGGAGCUUCCAGAACAAAGGCGAACAGGGAGCCCUGGGGGCCCAGGUAGGCAUCAAAAAGGCUCUGCAGAGCGAGCAGGCCACAGCAGCUGCCCGCCUCUGCGCCCAGCAGUAGGUCACACAACCCUCGCCUGGUUCCUCCUGCCUGCCCCGGACAGGCACCAAGAACACUUCGCGUAGAGAGGCCCUGUUCUCCAGCGUGAUUGCGCCCACACUGCUCUGUGGCUUUCUCUACGUGGCGUGGGUUGCUGCUGCAGUUCCAGAGGACAGCAGAGGGAUGGCCGGGAGCCAAGCCAGCAGCCGGGAGGGCCGUCGGGAGCGUGGCUUUGUCCCAGAGCCUUUCGAUGGAGCCAGUGCGGCCCCGCACCUCUGGCUGCACCGCUUUGAGGUCAUCAACGACCUCAACCACUGGGACCAAGUCACCAAGCUGAGGUCCCUGAAAGAGUCCCUCAGGGGCGAUGCCCUGGAGGUCUACAGAGGACUGAGUCCCGAGGACCAGCAGGACUAUGGGGCUGUGAAAGAGACCCUCCUGAAGGCCUUUGGGGGGCCCAGGGCCACCCACAGCCACCUGCCCAAGGAGAUCGUCUUUGCCAACAGCAUGGGUAAGGGUUACUACCUCAAGGGGAAAAUUGGCGAUGUGCCCGUGAGGUUCCUGGUGGACUCCGGGGCCCAGGUCUCUGUGGUCCACCCGAGCUUGUGGGAGGAGGUCACCGACGGUGACUUGGACACCCUGCGGCCCUUUGAGAAUGUGGUGAAAGUGGCCAACGGGGCCGAAAUGAAGAUCCUGGGCAUCUGGGAUACAGUGGUGUCCCUGGGCAAGCUGAAGCUGAAGGCAGAGUUCCUCGUGGCCAACGCAAGUGCGGAGGAAGCCAUCAUUGGGACCGACGUGCUCCAGGACCACAACGCCGUCCUGGACUUCCAGCAUCGCACGUGCACACUGAAAGGGAAGAAGUUCCGCCUGCUGCCUGUGGGAGGGUCCCUGGAAGAUGAGUUUGACCUGGAGCUCAUAGAGGAGGAUCCCUCCUCAGAGGAGGGCAGGGAGCAGCUCUCCUGUUGAGAAGCCUCCUUUUCCUCACCUCCCCAAACACUGUCAGGAAGACCCACUUGGUGGAGCAGAAGGGCAUCCCUGGGGGUCACUUGGGCUCCACCUCCUCCUCCUAGCUCUGCAGGGGCCUUAAUCUGCCCUUGAUGGGGGAGGCUUCCCUUCAGAAAGGAAGAGGUAAGGGAGAGCAGGUUGGCUUUCUUAGAGGGGGGAGAGGGUCCUCAUGGUUGUCAAGCUGCUGUUGGUGGCAAAAACUCGAAGGCUAAAAGAAGGUUCCAAGAAGGCUAGAAAUGAUUAUCUUUGAGAGAGAACUGGGGGACCCCUUCAGAUCCCCUGAGAUGUGACUCCAUCACCUUCAGGCCCAGGUAACCUGUCUCAGCUGGGUUUGGUCCUGGCUGCAGGGUCCUUGCGAGCAUGACCCAGCCCCCUUGGUGAGGGUCACGGCUGCUCUGGGAUUCUUCGCUGUUGGGUCUUUUUACCUGCAUGAUGUGUGUUUCCUUCUGUCAUUUGCCUUGAAAGCCAUUGGAUCUUGUGCCAGUAAUUCAUUACUUCAAAAACCAAUAAAGAUUGACUCAUGGAAAAA